CUCAAAUUUGGUAGGAAGUCCGAGGAACCAGUAUUUCGCGCUUGGUCGCGCCCGACGUUGGACGCCGUCCGCUGCUGUCAGCUCUGCGUGUUUGUUAUCGAGCAAGUAUCGAAGAAGUGGCUUGGAGGAGUUGCCUGAAUCAGUUGGCUCACUAAGGCAUAUUCAUCAAAGUAUCCGUAACAAAAAUUAAAAGGAUAUUAUAUCAACUAUUCACAUUUCAAAGAUUUAUAGGUCUGCCUGUGGUGCAACUGCAACUUUUCCGUCGGGGAAAUUAUUGAACCUUGCUGAUUUGGAUUAGUGACAUUGGAAUAAAGAAUUACGGACUGUAAUUGGUGAGAAGAUAAUUGAAGUGAAGGUUUGAGCAUAAGGGAAUUCACAGGAAACAAAGCUGAGACAGAUAAUGGGAACUCGAGAAGUGUAUGAAGAAAAGCUAAGAACUGGCAAUCUCCACCAUGAUCCUACCAUCAACCCUGGUCUUGGCUCUCCUCGUUGCCCUCGUUGUCUCUCCCUUCUAAACCCUAAUUCUGAAAAAGCUGAAUGGACAAUUACUUCUGUCUUACAUGAUGCAACUGCCGUGGCUGGCUCGGGUAUUGGUGGUAUGCUGAGUGCAGUUCAUGGUUUUAACACAGGGAUCCCAUACCUACAAAAUCGUCUGAAGGGACCAAAGUGGCUUCCUUUCCUAGUUGGGCUCCCUCCAUUGCUCAUAUUUUCAGGUGCAAGUGCUGCAUUUGGAGGUUAUGUGCUUCCAAAGUUUGCUCAACUCACUGUGACAUCUUACUAUGCUGCCUCAAGUGCCUCACAUUAUGGAAUCUCUCUUCUCACCCGACAUAUUGAAGACAACUACAAUUCUCAUAAUCAGAAAGAGCGGCCCAGGGCUCAUAAUAUAUACUAUAGAGGGUUGUCAUGGUCUUGUUCUCAACAUUCCUUUCUGAUCUUGUUUUUCUUUAUCCCGACCAAAAAGUAAGAAUAGAAAGGUAUUCUUAUUGUUUUUCAUGUUAUACCAAACUUGGCUACGGCCUGUAAAAUCCCAAUUAUAUAAAGGCUCAUUUCCAUGUA
This is a messenger RNA of Prosopis cineraria, 1056 nucleotides long. RefSeq lists its product as uncharacterized. Lineage: Eukaryota; Viridiplantae; Streptophyta; Magnoliopsida; Fabales; Fabaceae. The record is from RefSeq and is a predicted model, not a curated record. The coding region runs from base 401 to 964 and encodes 187 amino acids. The transcript is spliced from 9 exons.